AUGUCUGUGUUACACACGUUACUUCAUCUUGGUUUAACAAUUAUGGCAGCAGCUGCGAAAAGUGUUGAAACUCUCCUCUUUGUCCUUGUCAGUUGGUAUGAUCUCUAUGUAUACACACCUCUACAAACGUACCUGUGGCCAAUAGUAGAGCAAGUUCCUAGAUAUGUCAACACCGGAGGCCGCAAAUAUACCCUCUUUUCAGCCAAUACAGUGUCAUGGGCUCGAACAUUUCUGGUCAUUCCAAUUGCCUGGUGUUUAAAAUACAAUAUAUGUUGGUUAGCCUUCCUACUCGUCCUGUUUCACGAUUUUCUUGAUCAUCUGGACGGUAUUGUUGCGAAAGUUCAGCGACAGAAGUAUGGACCUAUAGACGACCCUAUACUUGGUGGAUUUAUGGAUGCAUUCUGCGACAAGAUUGUGAAUGUACUGUCGCUGUGGAGUAUCAUCAUGGUGACAGAUUUCUCGCUGCUGUCAUGGCAACAAACCUUGCUAUUUCUCUUUCCCAAUAUGGCUAUCAUGGCAUACGAGUUUCUGCUCGGUGUGGUCAGAGUCCAGGACUAUUUCAAGGCGCACUAUCUCAGAGAGUUCAAGAAGUCAGAUGAGGUUGGGUCAGCUAUUGAUACAUCAGCUGUGAUGGAAGGGAAACUGAAAGAGAAACUGGAAUCUAUGGCAAUUGCCUUUCUGUGUCUUGGCCAAGGAGCUGCAAACAUCAUGUCUAGUUUUAGUGGAAUAUUUGGCAUCAUAUGUCUUCUUCUGUCUAUCCGUCUGGCCCACGCUAGCCUACAACACAAACUAUCAGCGAGGAACAAACAGGGUGGACGCACAGAAACAAAAGUCCAGUAUGUCAAAGAAAAACAAGAAGCUGAUGUAUUAGAAAAGGAGAAAACUCGUGAUUUUGAAAUCGCACGGCGGAAGCAAAAGAGUGUUGCUGUACAAGUUGACAUCACGCUGACAGGAGACGCGAAGACAUCUACACCGGACACGGAGAAAACAAGAAGGCAGUCUGUGGACAAGUUUGAGAUGAGGACACACCACCGCCGGCUGUCUCUGCCACUGACACACCUGGAUGGACGCGUGGAUAAGGUAUACACUGUGGGAUGUUUUGAUCUCUUCCACCAGGGACACAUCAAACUAAUUCAGAGGAUGAAGUCGCUGGGCAAACAGGUGGUGGUUGGUGUGCACGACAGUCGUAGCAUCUACAACCUGAAGAAACGAGUUCCGAUCGACAACACGGAACAGAGGAUGAUCAACGUCAAGAGAUACGCAGAUGUCGUUUUCUGUGUAGCAGGGAAUGACCCGACCACCUUUAUCCACUGCAUCUUCAACAAGAUGGAUGACGAGACUGCAAUGUAUAUCCGCGGAAACGACAUGGAGAACUUCCCGGCCAGAGAACUCUGUGAAGCACUCAUGUCGGUCAAAUUCCUGCCUUACACGGAGGGAGUUUCAUCCACCAAACUGCGCAAAGACCUGUACAAUUCCGGGAAAAUGGAGUCGCGGUUUGACGAUAUCUAUCUCUUUUAUUAACUUUAUGAUAUGAUCACAUUUUGACGACAUCUAUAGAUAUAUAUUUUUUUUUUUUUUUUUUUUUUUUAUAUUAACUUGUGAUGUGAUCACAUUCAUUUUAUGACCUUUUAGAAUUUUGAUGGACAUGCUUGAACAAAUGAUGGGAUCACAUUUUGAUGACAUCUAUAGAUAUAUUUUUUAUUAACUUGUGAUAAAAUCACAUUUCUGUCCUUGUAGAAUAUAUCUAAUGGACAUGCAUGAACAAAGUGAAUUCUUGGAGCUCAGUCAUAUAUAUGUAUGUUAAAUAUGUGCUUUGUAAAUCUAAAUAAUAUACAUACAAGUACUUAUUACCCCAUUAAAAUAUUUUAUGUAUUUUUAAUUUUCAGUGGUUAAUUCACCAAAUUUAAAAAGAAACAUUAAACACUUUUGUAUGGGAAACAUGCUCCUAAUCCCCUUAGGAGUCUCACGUUAUCAACACUUGAUGUCAGUGAUGUUAACAGAAAUCUUCAGCUUAAUUUCACAACCAGUCUAGCACAGAUGUAUACAAACUUUUGUUUUAACCAAAUCUCUAUAACCAUUAUAAAAUCCAUUAUUCAAGACAUCCAUAUGAAAUCCUUGACACUAGAAGUUUGUUUAACGACACCACUAGAGUACAUGCAUUAAUUAAUCAUCAGCUAUUAGGUAUCAAACAUGUAAUAAUUCUUAUAGUCUUCAGAGGAAUCCUGCUACAUUUUUCUGUUAGUCGCAAACGGAUCUUUUAUAUGUAGUUUACCAGACAGGACAGUACAUACCAUAGUAUUUAAUAUAUCAGUCGUGGGGUACUGGAUGGGUUGGGGGAAAAUCCAACUGGUCCACCAAGGGAAGUUUGUUUUGUUUAAUGACACCACUUGAGCACAUUGAUUAAUUAAUCAUCGGCUAUUGGAUGUCAAACAUUUGGUCAUUCCGACAUGUAGUCUUAGAGAGAAAACCUGUUACAUUUU
Gigantopelta aegis is the source of this 2480-nucleotide messenger RNA. RefSeq lists its product as uncharacterized. The record is from RefSeq and is a predicted model, not a curated record. Gene Ontology annotation, biological process: phospholipid biosynthetic process. Gene Ontology annotation, cellular component: membrane. NCBI's taxonomy places the organism in Eukaryota, Metazoa, Mollusca, Gastropoda, Neomphalida, Peltospiridae. Gene Ontology annotation, molecular function: phosphotransferase activity, for other substituted phosphate groups. The transcript is spliced from 11 exons. The coding region runs from base 1 to 1521 and encodes 506 amino acids.